Argiope bruennichi is the source of this 677-nucleotide messenger RNA. RefSeq names its product progranulin-like. NCBI's taxonomy places the organism in Eukaryota, Metazoa, Arthropoda, Arachnida, Araneae, Araneidae. The coding region runs from base 137 to 658 and encodes 173 amino acids. The record is from RefSeq and is a predicted model, not a curated record. The transcript is spliced from 3 exons.
AGAUUUCAAAUUCUAUGAGUAAAUGUAGGAUAAAUUUCAGAUUCAUACUGACAUCAAGAAUCUAAAGAAAAUUUUGAAAUGUUUUGGUGCUAGUUGUGUUAUAAUUUGUUGGAUAUAUUUCAAAAGCAUAUUCAAGAUGACGUUUCUGGUGUGCAUGCUGGCACUUCUCUACGUUGUUGAUGCUGAAACUAUAUGUUCAGAUGGCAAAGCAUGCCCAGAAGGUACCAAAUGCUGUACCACACACGAAGGCGUAAUCCAAUGCUGUGAUCUUGACGAUUCUUUUUCGGAAUACGUAAAAACCAAGAAAUCUCUCAGAGUCGUCCCUUCAAACCCACCUCACCUCUUCACGAAUGAGUCUGACUCACAGAAUGCAUUCAGCUACUGCUACGAAGAUAUCAACUGCAAACAAGGAACUUGCUGCGGUAGCAAUUGCUGCCCUCAUAAGUAUGCAAAGUGCUGUCAGUCCGGAUGCUGUAAAUUUCUUCAGAAAUGCUGUCCUCCUGUAAAAAAGAACGGCAGGGAAUGGUGUUGUGAAAGUGGUGAACGAUGUGGUACAUACAUUGAAGAUAUCUGUUUGGAUAAAGGCUCAUCUUUGGCACCGCAAUUCAUUAUGGUACUCGUCUUUGCGAGUAUGAGAAUAUGGUUAUUAAAAUUAUGAUUAAUAAAAUGAUAGUUUG